Molecule: messenger RNA, 1809 nt
Organism: Acanthopagrus latus (yellowfin seabream)
Lineage: Eukaryota; Metazoa; Chordata; Actinopteri; Spariformes; Sparidae
Product: transmembrane protein 255B
Exons: 12
Coding region: 443-1339 (298 amino acids)
Source: RefSeq, a predicted model, not a curated record
GCUCCACAUAGCUACGGCGUUCCACUUCUUUAAGGAAAACAUCUUGUCCCCGCCGGACUUAGAGCCUGAAGAAGUGUUGUGAGAGAGGACUAUACCCGGCUCGUCACCGUCAUCCAUCUCUGCUGCGCUGUAUCUACGACAAUGUGCAGCCCUCCCACAUUGACUCUGCACGUCAAACCCGGGAUCAGCGUGAGACACACCGGGAGAUGAAAAACCACGUUUAAGGACAAGAGCCUUUAACAGUGAUGAAGCUUCAGGACCCUUGAGUUAGGAUUUUCAUUAUUUCACAUCUGUGCUUAUGUUACGAGUUGAGUGCAGUAGAGGUGCACAUUUCUGGCUGUCCUUGAAUGCAGCACCGAAGGAGCCCUCUGGACUGAUUUAGAGAAGAUUUGUGAGUCUGAAGUGAAACCUGUUCUGGUCAGAGGAAAAGAGGGGAUCUAUCAUGACUGCAAGGAUUCAGGGAGCAGCGGGCAUGGACAAACCAGUGCCACGAAGCAGAGCAAAUGAGUCGAUGGUGAGAGUCAGGGGAGCCAUGUGGCUGGUGCUGGGCAUGCUCAGUCUGUCCCUGCUGCUGGUGGUGCUGGGAGUCUACGCAACAAUCCGAACAGAGAGCCUGAGUGUGUCUGGAUACACAUCUGGAGUGAUCCUGACCCUCGGCUCGUUCCUGGGACUUCUGGGGCUCCUCCUGGAAGAAAACCGUAAACAGCUGCUGACGGCUGCCAUUGUAUUCCUCAGCUUCGGGAUCAUCUUCUCUUUUCUGUGCCUGGUGAUUGAUGGCGCCUGUAUUGUCUUGAACAUGGACAUGCGUCCACUGAAGGAAGGGAGAUGUCAGUAUUACAGCAGUGGCAGCAGCUACGUCUAUGAGAAUUUCUACACCUCUGUGACAUGCUGGAAUCCAACAGAGUCUUGUAACAUGACUGUGCGAAGUGGGACCUGCUACUGCUGCGACCUGUACAACUGUGCCAAUGGAGGCUACCUCAGCAACUACUAUGAGUUUGUUGGAGUACAAAGCUGUGAGGAAGUUCUCACUCUGUACAUUUUGAUUUGGACGCUCACUGGCCUGAACCUCGUGGCCUUCUUCACAGGCAUCCUCACCACAGCGGUGCUGGGCAGCCUCAAGAACUGGAGGAGUAGCGGCCCUGUGAGCGAGCCCUCUGAGAGCACAGCAUCUUCCCCUACAGCUCCUCUGCUGAUGAACGCCAACACACACACGGCUCACCAGCUCCACCCAGGAGCCUCGAUGUAUUUUCCUGCAGCAGACGGGCCGGCAGCCUCACACAGUUUUCCCUCAUCGUCAGCUCCAUGGCAGAGUCCAGCCCUCCUCCCUUCACCCCGCUGACCAGCCUGCCUCCAUACAGAGUCCCCGGCCUCUCUGCCUGAGCACCACCGGCAGUGUUCAACCGGAAAAUGACUGAAAAACAUACAGUAUGGAGAAAGAAUAGAAAGGGAUAAACAUAUAGUGAUAUAUCAUAUAUUAUUAGGUAUAUUAUGCAGAAAUAUGAAGAUUUUGUUUACUAAAAAUAUAAAACUGGACGUGGAAAGAGCUUCCUGAAGAUAAACACACUGCUUUUGCUUUUGCUGUAGACAAUAAAGGCCUUAAGUUGUUAAAUGUUUGUAAAUGUAAUAAAUGUGGUCCGUAGGCUUUGACUAAACAGCACUUUAACUUUCACAAACAGCAGUGAAACCACACACAAGAACUAACACUUAAACACACGUGAAAUGUAUCUUUUAAAGUGGUGCUACCGUGGCUGACUGACAUGGAAACACUUCCUGUUAACCUUCACUUUUAUGAAUAAAAGAUGAACACGA